AUGGCGCCUCGGAUUCUGUAUCAGCUCGCGCUUGUGCUACUCUCAGCGCUUGUUGCAGCUGCAGAAGACUUUGAAUGUCGAGAAAACACGCAAAUCAAAGGCAACGAAUACGACCUAACCAGUCUAAAUGCUGCUCGCAGUGCGAGCCGCGAACGGAACACACCCCCGACGACCAUGGUGGACUCGAUCCGAUUCAAUUUAUGUGCUGAUCUUGAGUCGAGUGACCUCCCAGAACAAGACCAGUGUCCAGGCGGUACUAGAGCGUGUCUUACGAAGACAAAUAAACGAGAAGGAGAGCAAGACAGAAUUAUCGCCGUCAUUCCACUUGCGACAACGGGAACAGCGAGUCCAGAGUAUAGCGCGUUGACAGGGAGUGAUGGUUUCACGGUUCUGCUUCAUGGAAAAGCGUAUCCUGAGAACGGCACGAACCAAAAUUUCAAUAUUACUCUUGUCUGCAGUCAAGAAGCUAGUGACCCAACGUUUGUUGACUACAACAAUGGCCUCGGUUCGGUCAAGUGGUCAACACCCGCGGCUUGUCCCAAGAAGAAAGGAGACCCUCCUCCAACCGACAAGCCAGACGAAACGCAUGAGCCUUCCUCACCUCCAGGUAGUGGUAUCGGAUGGUUCUUCCUUCUACUCUUCCUGGUGUUGGCAGCAUACUUCCUCAUCGGUAUUUAUCACAACUAUACUAAUUAUGGCGCCUCGGGAUGGGAUCUCAUACCUCACCGAGACUUCUGGAGAGAAGUUCCUUACCUGCUACGGGAUCUCGGAUAUCACCUCGUCACUGCAUUACGUGGGGGUCCAAGUAGAGGAGGUUACCAGUCAGUCUGA
This is a messenger RNA of Serendipita indica DSM 11827, 831 nucleotides long. The record is from the annotation of a GenBank genome assembly. Lineage: Eukaryota; Fungi; Basidiomycota; Agaricomycetes; Sebacinales; Serendipitaceae.